Molecule: messenger RNA, 1005 nt
Organism: Spodoptera littoralis (African cotton leafworm)
Lineage: Eukaryota; Metazoa; Arthropoda; Insecta; Lepidoptera; Noctuidae
Source: the annotation of a GenBank genome assembly
AUGGCUAUUGGUUUGGUUUACAGUGUAGUUGCGGCAAUUACAAUGAUAGCACCUCUAUUUGUAAGAUGGUCAUUAGAUAAAUAUGGCUUCCGUGAUACUAUCCUACUGAUGUCUGCGUUAACUAUGCACAAUUUCAUAGCAGUUGCUCUGAUGCAACCAGUAAAAUGGCAUAUGAAGAGGAUUGAAGUUUCUGAUAAAAGCAGUGAAAAGUUAUUGCAAGACAAAAAACAAAAAGAAGACUUCUGCACCGUGCCAAUUAUCAAAGUGACCAACACAGAUGGCAAUCUGUCCAAUCGUAAUAAUGAAAAAUUUUAUAAAACUGGAGAAGAAAAUGGCGGCAUCAAUUUCAGAAAAAUCAAGGACCUGUUAAUUGACAAAUCACUGUGUGAGAAGUUCCUAAAAUCGUGCGUAUGUGCUGGGCCAGCGCUCGCCUUAUUUGCUGAUACAACAUACGCGAUCAUUUUACCACAUGCUCUACUAAUAGCUGGGUGGUUGCAUGAAGACGUCACACUGACUCAACAUCUAUACGGAUUCGGAGACUUAGCGACACGAGUCCUGUUCACUCUGUUGAGUAAUUGGGUGCAGAAGUUGGGCAGCCAGGAACUAUACGUCCUCGGAGUUACUCUGGGUUUAAUCUCUCGACUUGGUACAUUAUGGUCCAAGAGCUUUAUAGCGAAGAUGGUCUACAUUCCCCUGGUGGGUGCCUCCCACUGUGCUGUGACUAUCCUCAUACCAUUGCUGGUGGCAGAUGUUGUGAGGCCUGACAGGUUCACGUCAGCUCUGGGUAUGCUGAUGAUGGUGACAGGCCUGGUCAGCGUGGUAUUGGGACCUGCUAUUAGUGCAGUCCGAGAGCUAUCAGAGAGUUACGGACCAGUUUUCUACCUCAUUGCGUCCUGUUUAGCCAUUAUAGUCCUGUUCUGGUCAAUAGAACUCUGCUACAAGAGGAACAAACACAAGAGAUUACAACGACGAGAAUAUCUACGACAAAAGAAAUUAAAUAAAUAA